Sclerotinia borealis F-4128 is the source of this 1716-nucleotide messenger RNA. The record is from the annotation of a GenBank genome assembly. NCBI's taxonomy places the organism in Eukaryota, Fungi, Ascomycota, Leotiomycetes, Helotiales, Sclerotiniaceae.
AUGUUCACUCUCAUCUCUCCUGCACUACUUCUUUCUUUACCCAUACAACUGCUACUCGGUACAGCCACCGCAACCAGUCAGCCCAGCACCAUCAACAAUUCUCCCAAAGUCAGCAUUCUAAACGGUACAUAUCAUGGUAUCCACCUCUCACCCUACAAUGAAGACGUCUUCCUCGGUAUCCCCUUUGCCCAACCACCAGUCGGAUCUCUCCGUUUCAAUCCACCGCAAUCCCUGAACACCACUUGGGACAUCCCACGCAACGCUACCGAAUACUCUCCAGAAUGCAUCGGUUAUGGUUCCGAUGAUUGGGUACUGGGAAACAUCAUCUCAGAGGAUUGUUUAACACUGAACGUCGUGCGGCCAAGCGGUCUCUCACCAGAUGCAAAACUACCAGUGGCAGUCUGGAUUCAUGGCGGCGGCAAUGUAGAAGGAGGAAGCCGAGAUCCCCGGUACAAUCUCUCAUUCAUCGUCUCACAAUCCGUGGAAGCCAAAACUCCAAUGAUAGCAGUAAGUAUCCAAUACCGACUUUCUGGCUGGGGAUUUCUAUUCGGGCAAGAAAUCCUCGAUGCAGGGAGUGCGAAUAUAGGGUUUCGAGAUCAGAGAUUGGCGCUUCAUUGGAUUCAAGAAAAUAUUGGAUUUUUCGGGGGUGCUAAGGAUGAAGUUACGAUUUGGGGAGAGAGUGCUGGGGCAUCAGGGGUCGGCGUGCAACUUGUGGCUUAUGGGGGGAGAAAUGAUGGGUUGUUUAGAGGGGCGAUUACGCAAAGUGGGGGGCUUACUGCGAGUAGACGUUACAGUACGCCUGAAGCUUGGCAACCAGUGUAUAACAACAUCACAGCAGCGGCAGGAUGUGCCAAUACGAACGAUACACUUGCGUGUCUACGCACUGUCCCCACCGAGCUUCUCAGCUCCGUGUUCAACAGUUCGGUAGCUGCAGCCGCAAGCUGGGGCGUCCAAAUCGACCACGACCUGAUUCUCAAAUCCGGUACCUCCCAACUCCGCGCUGGCGAAUUCGUCCACGUCCCUCUCCUCACCGGGCUAAAUUCCGACGAGGGAGCUUCUUUCGGCUCUAGAGGUAUAAACACCUCGUCGCAAUUCCUCGCUAUGGUACAAUCCAACGGUUUGGAUAAUACCACCACCGCCACCCUCGCUGCUUUGUAUCCCGACAUCCCCGCUAUUGGUAUCCCAGCCACGCUGAAGGGACGUCCGCCUCCCAGCGAGGCUUCUCUAGGUGCGCAGUGGAAACGCGCGGCGGCUUAUGGGGGGGAUCUUCAAAUGCAUGCGCAGCGCAGAUUGACAUCGCAGAUGUGGGCGAAAUGGAAUGUAAGCAGUUAUUCGUAUCGAUUUAAUGUGUUGGUACAUGGGGUGAGUGCGUCGAUAGGCUCGUCGCAUUUUCAGGAGGUGGCGUUUGUUUUUGAUAAUACGCGGGGAGAGGGCUACGUGAAUGCGGUUUCUCAGAAUCCUUUUGAGGGGGAUGAGGGGGAGUUGCGGGAUUUGGCGCGUGUGAUGAGUCGGAUGUGGAUUGGGUUUGUGGUGGGGGGAGAUCCCAAUGUUGCUGGUGUGAGCAAUGUAUCUUGGCCAAGUUACACACUUGAUGAUCCGACGAAUAUCGUUUUUGAUGUCAAUGUGACGAAUUUGGCGUAUGUGGAACCGGAUUAUUUCAGAGCUGCAGGGAUCAAAUAUAUCUCGGAUCGUUUGGAUACGGCUUAUGGACGAUAA